Messenger RNA from Exserohilum turcica Et28A, 423 nucleotides. RefSeq lists its product as uncharacterized. NCBI's taxonomy places the organism in Eukaryota, Fungi, Ascomycota, Dothideomycetes, Pleosporales, Pleosporaceae. The transcript has a single exon. The record is from RefSeq and is a predicted model, not a curated record. Bases 1 to 423 code for a protein of 140 amino acids.
AUGCCGCCGGCAAACGGCCGAGCCACCAGUCAGCGCGCCGGCAGUUCACAUACAUUUGUACUUGAGAACGCCCAAGUCACAGGAUGUAGUCUCGACUGCCCUCUGUCGACGAGUCAUCACAAGCUGCUAGCCUACUCGGACAGCACAGCCUACGAGUCGGACAUGUUCACGACUGGAAGCCGGACUCGACCUCAGCCUCCCAUCUCCGCACCAUCUACAGGGUACUUUCCACAGGAACACGACCCGCUCAAAGGAUUUGCGCACAAUGCAACCAGCCCUGUACAUACGCCUCGUAUCCAACCGCCAAGGAGGCCCAGAUGCACGCCAUCAGAGGAGGACCGCCAGGGACAAGAGCAUCUCCUCAUGGGACCAGCAUCGUGCCUUGGUACCAUCAAACCAGGAUGCGCGCACACGUUGGUCUAG